AUGUCGAGUUCAAACAAAAGCUUUAGUUCGACGCGCCGAAAUUCGAAAAGUCCCAGUCGAACUCUUCAAAAGCCUGUGCACACAUUGUCAGAUGAAGAAUUGCGGGCUAAUUUAAUCGCACUUGGCGUAAACGUGGGGCCAAUAACUGCUACAACUCGUACCAUCUAUGAAAAACAGCUAGCGAAAAAACUCCAAAAGAACAAGUCUUCAGGAAUUCUUAGUAACUCAUCGAAUGAUCUCACAAAUGUUUACGAUAAACGCAAAUUCCCGACGCCACCUCGUCCGACCAUGGUUCCUCGAUCUUCAUAUCCUGCUUCUUCUUCUUCUUACACACCAAAAUCUACGAACCGCCACAAUAAUAUUUUGGAAGGAACUUAUUUAGCUUCAAGUUACCGAGGGGCACGACGUCGGUUGGAUUUUAAAGAUAGUCAAGAAGAGUUGAAUAUUUUGAGAAGAAAUAUGGUUGGUGACCGUGACAGUGACAGUGAUGAUGAUCAUAUGGAAAGUUCACGCAUAGUUACAGCGAACCCAGCCCUAAUACCUGGCACACAGAAGCCGUUUUCAAUACUCUCAGCAUUGAACAAGUAUCUCAAGAUGUGGACAUCGUUCAUUCUUCCACGCAAAUCUUUCCGAAAAUCAUCGAAAUCUUCCCAUUCAUUUCAUGACAAAUAUCCAUAUUCUUUUCGAGAAACUGCACCAACACGUAGCGCUAUAUUGGGCUUUGACAUAUCACGAGUACUACUAUUCUCUCUCGUGUCUCUGUUUUGUUUUUUGCUUAUUGCUUAUCUGGCGACUGCAAAUUCGGGUGCUUUGAUUCACGGCGGUCGUAUUGCCUAUAAUGCUGCAAAGGAUACAGUGUUUUUCUUGUAUACAUAUGCGAUUCUCCCGUUACUUACAGUGGUUGUAGUAUGUGGAAUGGUGGUUGGUAUUUACAUGUUACGACUCUAUCAGACAAAGAAGAAAGCCGAAGAUAAACGACUUACCUUCGACCUCAUUGAGAAAAUUAUUGACAUUAUUCGUGAUGCGAAUGAGCAGGGUCAAAUUUAUGUUGCCGAGCCUCAUGUGCGAGAUAUGCUUCUUCCACCAUCUAAGAGAAUGCGUAAUAGUCCGGAGUGGCGCCGAUGGCAGGAAGCGGUUGAAUUUAUCAAUAUGAAUGAAUCACGAGUGAGUACGGAAACUCGAAUCAUCAAUGGUGUAGAGUGUUCUGUAUGGCGAUGGAUACCCGCAAAAAAGAAUGGUUGGCAGGGUAGUGCAUUUGAUGGAAGUAUGCGACACAAUAUGUUAGACCGGGCGCCAUCACAUUGUCUAAAGCUGCGCGGAAUGUUUUCUUCAGCGAAGAGUUAUGAAGCAAAAUAUAUGGAUCUGAAGGAAGCUUUGCUACAGAAAAUAGCCCCAGUUGAGCCGCUACAUGUUUAUAUGGAAAAGGAUUCUAAGGAAGGCGUGGUAUUUGCUCGUUUCGCGUCAUUAACCGAUUGCAGCUCUGCUUUUAAAUCAUUACACGGAACUUGGUUCAACGGUCAGUUGGUUUGGGCGAAGUUUCUCCGUGAUGAACGCUAUGAACAGCGUUUUCCUAAUGCACUACGCCAAUGA
Molecule: messenger RNA, 1590 nt
Organism: Cercopithifilaria johnstoni
Lineage: Eukaryota; Metazoa; Nematoda; Chromadorea; Rhabditida; Onchocercidae
Source: the annotation of a GenBank genome assembly